AGGAUUCUCGCGAUAGCCGACACCCGACUUGUGCGCCCGGGAAACCCCGUUCCUCCCUUUCCCCUGGCUGGCAGCGCGGAGGCCGCACGAUGCCUGGAGUUACCGUAAAAGACGUGAACCAGCAGGAGUUCGUCAGAGCUCUGGCAGCCUUCCUCAAAAAGUCCGGGAAGCUUAAAGUCCCUGAAUGGGUGGACACUGUCAAGCUGGCCAAGCAUAAAGAGCUUGCUCCCUACGAUGAGAACUGGUUUUACACACGAGCUGCUUCCACCGCACGGCACCUGUACCUCCGGGGCGGCGCUGGGGUCGGCUCCAUGACCAAGAUCUACGGGGGGCGUCAGAGAAACGGCGUCAUGCCUAGCCACUUUAGCAGAGGCUCCAAGAGCGUGGCCCGCCGGGUCCUCCAAGCCCUGGAGGGACUGAAAAUGGUGGAAAAGGACCAAGAUGGGCAGAGAAGGGCCAGGUCUGUCCUGCACAGUCUGCACCUGCCCCUCAGGCGGGUGGCAAACAGCGAGGGGCCUAACCCCGACCUCUGGCUGACUACUCUGGGCUCCAGGAAGGGGCCGCAAACUGACACCUCAGGGACAGAGAGAUCUGGACAGAAUCGCUGGACAGGUGGCAGCUGCCAACAAGAAGCAUUAGAACAAAAUGAUGCUGGGUUAAUAAAUUGCCUCAUUCGUAAUCCUGGUCUGGGUCUCUUGAUCUCUCAUGAGGAAGGAGCACUGCACUUCAGCUUGGAAAGAGGGGCCAGGGGGUUCCUGGAUGGCUGUGGAGCUCAAUAGGCCCAGAAACUUGAG
Vicugna pacos (alpaca) is the source of this 794-nucleotide messenger RNA. Lineage: Eukaryota; Metazoa; Chordata; Mammalia; Artiodactyla; Camelidae. The record is from RefSeq and is a predicted model, not a curated record.